AUGGCUGAGUUCUCUCAGCCACACCCGUAUCUGACAGCCACCAUUGUGCUGAAUGAGCUGAACUGGACAGACGCAUUAGAGGCCGUGUUUAGGAAGAACAAGGAAGAGGAUCCUACUCUACUGUGGCAGGUGUUCGGCAGCGCCACCGGAUUGGCUCGCUACUUCCCAGCAUCCCCUUGGAUGGACUCGCGAAAAACGCCCAAUAAGAUCGACCUCUACGACGUCCGGCGGCGACCGUGGUACAUCCAGGGGGCAGCGUCGCCUAAGGACAUGCUGAUCCUAGUGGAUGCGAGUGGCAGUGUCUCUGGCCUCACCCUGAAGCUAAUCCACACCUCUGUCAGCGAGAUGCUGGAGACCCUGUCUGACGAUGACUACGUCAAUGUGGUCUAUUUCAAUGAUAAAGCGGUGAAGGCGGCGUGCUUUCAGAACCUGGUCCAGGCCAACGUGCGGAACAAGAGGUUCCUGAAGGAUGCUGUGCGGAACAUCUCAGCCAAGGGCAUCACAAACUACAAAGGCGGCUUCGAGUUGGCCUUCGAGCAGCUCUCAUCGUUGAACGUGACCCAGGGCAGGGCGUUGUGUAACAAGAUCAUCAUGCUGUUCACUGACGGAGGAGAGGAGAGGGCCCAGGAGAUCUUCCAGAAGUAUAACGCUGACAAAAAGGUGCGGAUAUUCACGUUCUCAGUCGGCCAACACAACUAUGACAAAGGACCAAUCCAGUGGAUGGCCUGCACCAACAAAGGGUACUAUUAUGAAAUCCCCUCCAUCGGUGCUAUCAGGAUCAACACUCAGGAGUACCUGGAUGUACUGGGAAGGCCCAUGGUCAAAGCAAACAACAAGGCCAAGCAGGUUCAAUGGACCAACGUUUACCAGGACGCACUGGAGCUGGGUCUGGUGAUCACAGGAACACUUCCAGUCUUCAACAAGACCAACACCAAAGCUGACAAAGAGAGGGGACUACAGAGGCCCCAAAACCAGCUGAUUCUGGGAGUGAUGGCUAUCGAUGUGUCUCUGGACGACAUCAAAAGACUAACGCCAAGAUUUACAUUUGGACCAAAUGGCUAUUACUUUGCCAUUGACCCCAACGGUUACGUCUUGCUGCAUCCCAACCUCUGCCCAAAGAAUCCUAAAUUUCAGGAGCCUGUAACUCUGGACUUCCUGGACGCUGAGCUGGAGGAUGAGAUUAAAGUAGAGAUAAGAACGAACAUGAUUAAUGGAGAAACCGGCCACCGCACCGUACACACACUAGUGAAGUCCCAGGAUGAGCGGUACAUAGACCGAAGCGAAAGAUUGUACACAUAUGCCCCUGUAAAGGGUACAGAUUACAGUCUAGCCUUGGUCCUUCCAGUGUACAGCCUGCAUUACAUCCACACUACUAUCGGAGACACCAUCACCCAGGCCAAAUUCUCUGAAAGCCUGCAGGAAGACAAGUUUGAGGAGUAUGGAUACACUCUCAUUGCACCAAGGGAGUAUUGUAAGGAUCUGAAGCCGUCUAAAAACAACACAGAGUUCCUGAUGGACUUCAACGAGUACAUCGACAGGAAGACUCCCAACAACCCACUGUGCAACGUGGAUCUGGUGAACAGAUUGUUGCUGGACGCUGGGAUCACGUCAGACCUCGUCAAGCAGUGGAGAGAUCAGAUGCCAAAUGGAGUCCUGGCCAGGUUUGUGGCCACUGAUGGAGGAAUCACUCGCAUUUAUCCCAAGAGUGCUGGACUAGACUGGACAGAGGACCCAGAGACGUACGAGUCUAGCUUCUAUAAGAGAAGUCUGGACAAUGACAUCUACAUCUUCACACCAACACCCUACCAGGAGGACACCAACAUGACUGAGGACUCAGUCCUGGUGAGCAGAGCAGUGAACCUGGACAUUGAUGGAGUCAGACUCAAACCAGCAGUUGUGGGAGUGAAACUGGACAUCAGUACCUGGAUGACCAACUUCAUCAAUGCUACUCUGAAGAUGAACUGUAAGGACGAGAUCUGUGGUUGUCAGAGGAAUGAUGAGCAUGUGGACUGUGUCAUCCUGGAUGAUGGGGGAUUCCUAGUUAUGGCCAAUCGGGAUGAAUACAUCGGUCAGAUCGGCCAGUUCUUCGGGAUGAUCGACCCUAUCCUCAUGGUCAAUCUGGUCAACAUGUCUCUGUUCACGCUCAACAAGACAUACGACUACCAGUCGGUCUGCGACCCCAAGAGGGAGAGCAAGGGGUCCGCGGCGGGCCUGCGCUCAGUCUACGUGCCCACCAUAGCAGACAUUUUGAACGUUGGAUGGUUAGCAUCAGCAGCAGCCUGGUCGAUACUACAACAGUUGUUGGUCAGCAUAGCGUUCCCUAAUUUCCUGCACGCAGCGGACACUGAUGAGGAAAUACCUGACAUGUCCAAGGAGAGCUGUAUCACGGAGCAGACUCAAUACUUCUAUGACAAUGAGGAAAAGUCCUUCAGAGGAACGCUAGACUGUGAAAACUGCUCCAGGAUGUUCCAUGCUGAGAAGCUGUGGAAGACCAACCUGGUGUUCGUCAUCGCCGACGCCAAGCUCACCUGCAUGUCAUGUGACCACAAGCCCUUAAUACAGGCGGAGCAGCCUUCUGGGGGACCAGACCCAUGUGAAAUGGCUGAGAAACCAAGGUUCCGAAAAGGUCCAGAUGCCUGUUUCGACAACAACGAGAGGGAGGAGGACUUUGACUGUGGCGGGGCGUCGGCUCUGAGCCCGUCCCUAUUGGCCAUGGUGGCGCUGCAGCUGGCCCUGCUCUGGCUCCUGGCUGGCUCAACUCACCACGCCGUCCCCUCGUGACCUCUGAAGACCUCGGUUGCAACCGGCAAGCAACGCCGCCUCAAAACGACGAACGCUAAAACAAAAAAACAUCUGAAACCACUUCCUGACAGAUCUUCUUUUGGGAUAUUUGCGUUUUUCAAGGGUUUCGUUACAUUUCUUCACCCAGGGGUGGGAGAAAGUGAGGAAAGUUAACGUCGGUGGGAUGUAAAAAAAAAUUCUAAGCGAGAACUUUCAUCCCAGACCCCUGACUUUUCCCCUCCAGCCAUCUGAGCUUCCAGCCAUCUGAGCUUAGGGAGAUCGAGGUGAUUGAGUGGUGAACUUUGACCUUUGUUUGGCUCGACGAUGACAACCCUGCGAAUGCUACAGGUUGGACUGCCUUACAGUGCCAGGGGGAAAGUGAAAGGACUGCCUCUUCCUUUUGGGUUCCUUUUAGGUUUUUGUGAUGUUCUAAAAGAGAUCCCCGUUGAUUUUUAUUCAACACUGCCAGAAACAGUGCUGCCCUUCGCAACCGUCCCGUUGUGUUUGUCACAAAGUUAUUUAUUUCAAAGCGUUUUGCAGUGGCUUGUUACUCAGAAUUGAAAUGUGUGUUUGUUUUGUUCAAGUUGCAAUAAGUUGUUUAAUAGGAAGUCAGAAAUCAGAAUGUUUUUUAUUUUACACUGGGGUGCUGUUGGCAUUAUUCUGUUUGUUUCAAGUCCCAUUUAAAAGUAGCAACACAUUUACAUUGACGCUGCUGUCCUUGUAUAGAUGUGGUGUAUGACCAUCAUAUUCAUUCACAUACAUGUGGUCACAUAUGAACCCUUUUGCCCCCACCCUGUUUGAACUGAUGGAUCCCUUUCUGUUUGCGGUCAACCACUUGUCCCUCAACCUUGACCACAAAUGGUCAAUGUCGGGUCCUACCAUCUUGGUAUCUGGUCCCUCUGAACUAACUAUUAUUGCCAAAGUGCAGUUGACCAAUCAGGGCACCCCGGCUGGCCUCUAGUGCGCUCAUUGGUCUAAUCUCUAGUGCCAUGUUGAUUCUUAGUCAGACAAACCCUUUAGCUUUAUUUAUUUGACUGUGUGGCUACUGACCUGAAGGAAACUUGAUGUGUUUGGUAUUCAUUUGAAUAUUUAAGUUUGUUUUUGUUUUUUAUUAGGAUGAAGGGCAUAGCUGCAUGCUACUGUGUUAUGUUGGCUUUAAUGCCAUUAUUUUUUGAUUGAUUUCAAUGCGUCAAUGCAAUGGAUAUAAAAUGAAGAGAAAGAGUAGGAGGGAUGUAGGAAAUGUAGACUUUGGUACAUGACAGUUUAUUUGUGCUUGCUUAUGUAUCACUUCUUGAUUUGAGUAUCGUUGAAUACGUGACUUGCAACUACAAGAAUCUGUCUUUCUCACAAUGUUCUGCCCGCUAUUGAAGAGAACAUUUCCCCAAAUCAAAAACAAUUGCACCUCGUUGCAAAGUGAAUUAAAACGGAAAUUGCUUUAAGACCUAUUGAGAAUGUCUAUCAAUACAAUACAAUAUAAAUUCAUUCAUGUCAGUGUGGAUAUCAGUCCUACUUUCUUAGUUUUUGUGUGCCUUGUGGUUCUGGUACUUUAAUAACUUUAUGAAUUAGGGAUUCAAGACAGAUUGACAAUAGGAUACUGUCUUUCUGAGUGUACUAUACUAUGCUAUACACCUGUUAACUCAAUUCUCCACAAGAACAGCCACCAAAAUACUACAUAAGAAAUAACAGAAAUGUGCCUCAUUUUAUUCAGGACCAAAUCUGGACCCGUCAAUCAUCCUAGCCAAAUGAUUAUGCAGUGGAAUAACUUUGAGUGGAAGAGACAUAAGGUUAAGUUUCUUUAUUCAAUGUUGUAGAAAAACGGUUUUAUUAAAAAACGGUUUUAUUAUCAUGUCAGAAUAUUAACAAUUCCUCUCUAAAUGUAUUGUAUUCGUUUCAUUUUUGAACAUGGUUCAAAAGAGGGACAUGGUAGAUAUGCUGUGCUUUAAAAAAAAAAAAAACGUUUUUUCUUUGAUGCAAUUCAGCUAGUUGGACUGGGACGUGAUCUGAUGGUCGAUUAGUGUUACUGAUCUGUUGUAGAGCAAAUAUACAGGAGUUCCUGGCACUGAAUUCACCUCUUAAGCACUAAAAAAGAUCAUUUCAGACAAUCGAUUCGAUAACAAUUGACAAUCAUAGUUUCCGAUAACUUGCUUAAGAGUAGUAUUAGUAAUACUUCAUUGAAUUAAUUGCUGUAAAUGAAAAUGCAAACAACUGCCAAAACAGGGACUUUAAAGGAGCCUUGGGGUAAUGUCAGAAACAUUCACGCAGUGUUUCCUUUGAAAACAGGGACUUUAAAGGAGCCUUGGGGUAAUGUCAGAAACAUUCACGCAGUGUUUCCUUUGAAAACAGGGACUUUAAAGGAGCCUUGGGGUAAUGUCAGAAACAUUCACGCAGUGUUUCCUUUGAAAACAGGGACUUUAAAGGAGCCUUGGGGUAAUGUCAGAAACAUUCACGCAGUGUUUCCUUUGAAAACAGAGGCAUAUGGACUCAGGAAACCACAUAGGCAAUUCAGUGUAGAGUUGGGAAACUACAUGAUUACGCUGUGUGGUCUCUAGUGCCAUUCAAAUACUUCUCCCACACCUCAUUAUCAUUGCUUAAAUUAUAAUUACAAAGCGUUCUUACGUCAUCCAGAAUAAAAUCCUUCUGGGCUUUUUUCAUUUCUCUGAAACACUGAAGAGGAAGGGGACUUUUGUUAUGAUCCCAGUCUUAAGCUAUGAUUAUUUGCCAAUAUGUUAUGUGGCGAAACUCAAGCACCAUCACCAAAGGCGGACUGCUGUCAUGUCCGAAACUAUACGAGUGGUCUGAGGUGACAUUUAGGGUCCCGUAAUGGUUGUUUCAAUGUUCUGUGGGGAAACUAACUAACAUACUGGUAUUUAAGACCCUCAAUAUCUAAGAACAUUCAAGAAUACCAAGUGCCAUAGGACUCUCUUUCUCUGUUUACCGGGAAACCUAUUACUAACGUUUAUGCAACGUUUAGGAUUGAAUAAAUGCAAAUCUCAUCUAUUUUCCCUGUGUUGCAUGAUAAUGCCAUGAUACUGUAUCAGUGGCAGGCAAUGAGAUAAAGUACACUCUAUCUUCUCCUGCUUUGGUGUGUAACGUUGGGAUGGGAAGCAUAAUACCGUGGGUUUGUUGGGUGUUUGUUUAUGAUAUGAUAACGAUACAGCUUCUACUGCCUUUCUCUUGAGGAGACAGCAUUUGGUACCGCCCUGGUCUGACUGAGCGCAGUGGCCUAGCGGUUAGAGCGUUGGGCCAGUAACCGAGAUGUCACUGGUUCGAAUGCAUGAGCCUACAAGGUGAAAAAUCGGUCAAUUUGCCCUUGAGCAAGGCACUUAACCCUAAUUUGCUCCAGGGGCGCUGUACUACUAUGGCUGACCCUGUAAAACAGCACAAUUCACUGCACCUCUCCGGUGUAUGUAACAAUACAUAUCUUUUCCUCUGUCACAGGUUGUCACAUUCAAGACCAGACUAGACCCUUGGGAAAUGGUGUCUGGUUAUUUCAUGCCACUCUAAGGGCUAAAAUCAGAUGCUGUCACCUCAGGAAUAACAUAUUAGCAGAGUGAUUGGAAGUGUUUUUCGAUGCUGUGGUGCUCUCUGUGUGGAUUGUGUGGGUUAUGCUUUUUCUGGACUCUUUUUUUUCUCAAGAACGCUCGGUGUGUUUUAAGGGGAGUGUCCCAUGCCUGCCACACUAUGUCAGGCUAUUGGUGGGACCGCCCUCCAAUCUUUCUCUGCCAGCGUUUUCAUGGCAGACCAUUGGUGGACCUGUCCACUAAUCUCCCCUUGUCAGCCUCCCUUUUGACAGGCUAUUGGUGGGCCUCCCCGUCAAUCUCCCUUGAUUGUGCUUUUAAGAUGUUACACUUUUGUGGAACUUGAUUCGCCUGAAUCAGUCAUGUAUAAAUUUGUACGAUACUGUUAUUAUUCUCCGACGAAAGAAAGAAAAUAGUAAUGUUUAUAAUCCUGGAAAAUGCUUAUUCAUGUGCAAAUACAGUAUAUUCAGAAUAAAACUUUCUCAUUAGCUAUUGAA
This is a messenger RNA of Salvelinus namaycush (lake trout), 6796 nucleotides long. RefSeq names its product voltage-dependent calcium channel subunit alpha-2/delta-1-like. Bases 1 to 2781 code for a protein of 926 amino acids. NCBI's taxonomy places the organism in Eukaryota, Metazoa, Chordata, Actinopteri, Salmoniformes, Salmonidae. Gene Ontology annotation, cellular component: L-type voltage-gated calcium channel complex. The transcript has 34 exons. Gene Ontology annotation, molecular function: voltage-gated calcium channel activity. The record is from RefSeq and is a predicted model, not a curated record.